GGGUGGUCACAUGACCGCACUUCUCUGUAUGUUUGUUUGGGACCUCACCAGCGGAGCUGAACGAUGGCUGAGACGGAAGACAGAGAAAACUUGCUGGGCGAAUAUGAACCUCUCCACCCCAGGGCUGAUGGCGACGCUCCGAAGCCGAUGUCCGCGAUUUGUGACCCGAGCAAGCUGGCGCACCGGGUGCUUGUGCUGGUGUUCAUGUGCUUCCUGGGCUUCGGGAGUUAUUUCUGCUAUGACAACCCGGCAGCUCUGCAGAUACAGGUCCAACAGGACAUGAACCUGAACACCUCCAAGUUCAUGCUGCUGUACGCCUGGUACUCCUGGCCCAACGUGGUUCUGUGCUUCCUGGGCGGCUUUCUGCUGGACCGGGUCUUCGGGAUCCGGCUGGGAACAGUCAUCUUCUCGCUGUUCGUUUGCGCUGGACAGGUCAUCUUUGCGGCUGGAGCAUUGUUUAAUGCUUUUUGGUUGAUGGAAGUCGGACGGUUUGUUUUCGGGAUCGGGGGCGAGUCCCUGGCGGUGGCUCAGAACACGUACGCAGUCAGCUGGUUUAAAGGGAAAGAGCUCAACCUGGUGUUCGGCCUUCAGCUCAGCAUGGCCAGGCUGGGCAGCACGGUGAAUAUGAAUAUUAUGGGCUGGGUUUAUGGCCGUGUGCAAAGCACGCUGGGAUCAGCCGGACACACCACCCUGGGGGCCACGCUCAUGAUUGCUGCAGUGACAUGUUUGUUCUCGCUGGUCUGCGCUCUGAUCUUGGGCUUCCUGGAUAAACGGGCUGAGAAGAUUUUAAACAAGGAGCAGGGAAAGACGGGGGAAGUGAUCAAGCUGUCGGAUGUGAAGGAAUUCUCCAUGUCCCUGUGGCUCAUCUUCAUCAUCUGCGUGGCCUACUACGCAGCCAUCUUCCCCUUCAUUGGCCUGGGCCAGGUUUUCUUCAUUGAGAAGUUUAACUUUUCUCCUGCUGAAGCAAGAGCUGUGAACAGCAUCGUGUACAUCAUCUCCGCUCCGGCCUCGCCCAUCCUGGGCUUCCUGGUGGAUCGGACCGGGAAGAACGUGGUGUGGGUCAUGUGCGCCGUGUUCGCCACGCUGGCUGCACACAUGAUGCUGGCCUUCACCUUCUGGAACCCCUGGAUUGCUAUGUGUCUGCUGGGCGUGUCCUACUCCCUCCUGGCCUGCGCUCUCUGGCCAAUGGUGGCCUUCCUGGUUCCUGAGCACCAGCUGGGGACCGCCUAUGGAUUCAUGCAGUCCAUUCAGAACCUUGGCCUGGCACUCAUCGCCAUGGCAGCAGGAGCCAUCCUGGACCACAGGGGGUACCUGUUCCUGGAGGUGUUCUUUUGUGCCUGCAUCUGCAUGGCCCUGAUCGCUGUGGUGUUGCUGUACCUUGUGGACUUUCUCAGAGGAGGGGAUCUGAACCUCUCCGCCUCGGCCAGAGCCAGACUCCGGGGGAGCAGCACGUCUGAUUAUGAAAGGAAGCGCCCCCUGCUGCAGGGGCAGGAAGGUGAGCAGCUCCAGCCCAUCUCUGUGUUUGGACUGCGGAACCGCUACCUGUGCAGGCUGGGUGCUCAGCUCCCAGGCCACUUCUCCAGCCACCGUUCCUCCCUGGGACACAGGAGCGUGCUGAAGUAACACUCGCUCUGUGCUCGGCUCCUGAUGAGUGCUUCUCUGCUCUUUAAACUCCUGGGGAUUUGGCACUGAAGUACCGGAUAACACUGCAGCCAAUUAAGGUUGAGGAAAGGGGCUGAAGUUCGGCGUCUGCAGCCGCCGUUGUCUGUUCCUCUGGUACAGCUCCACCGUUACUGCCUCUGCCCAGCUCAAAUGCUUCAUUAACCUUUCUUAAUACUUUUCCAGCAGAACCAAU
Anguilla rostrata (American eel) is the source of this 1855-nucleotide messenger RNA. RefSeq names its product major facilitator superfamily domain containing 1 (gene mfsd1). The record is from RefSeq and is a predicted model, not a curated record. Gene Ontology annotation, molecular function: transmembrane transporter activity. The transcript has 18 exons. Lineage: Eukaryota; Metazoa; Chordata; Actinopteri; Anguilliformes; Anguillidae. The coding region runs from base 64 to 1623 and encodes 519 amino acids. Gene Ontology annotation, biological process: transmembrane transport. Gene Ontology annotation, cellular component: lysosome.